Molecule: messenger RNA, 3325 nt
Organism: Dermacentor silvarum
Lineage: Eukaryota; Metazoa; Arthropoda; Arachnida; Ixodida; Ixodidae
Product: palmitoyltransferase ZDHHC3-like
Exons: 6
Coding region: 99-1052 (317 amino acids)
Biological process (GO): protein targeting to membrane; peptidyl-L-cysteine S-palmitoylation
Cellular component (GO): endoplasmic reticulum; Golgi apparatus
Molecular function (GO): protein-cysteine S-palmitoyltransferase activity
Source: RefSeq, a predicted model, not a curated record
GCUGAAACAGGCAGUAGCGGCUAGUGAAUACUUGUUUGCGAUCCUGAUUUUGACAAUUUUCCUCGACGAACUCUUAUUCGAGGACUGUGAAUAAUGGUAUGGCAAUGCGAAUAGAUUGUCCAUUGCGACGUAGCCACCGUGUGGCACAGGCAGGCCCUGUGCUGCCAAUGGCUAUGCAGGACCGUGUGUCACCAGCAACAGACGACAGAGUACACUGCUGUGGUCGGCGGUUUUGGUUUGUUCGGGACAUCUGUGGCAUCAUCUGUGCUGUCAUGACAUGGCUGUUGGUGCUGUAUGCCCAGUAUGUCGUGGUAGGCGUUAUACUCUUGCCAUCACUCUACACCUACUAUGGCGCCUUUCACUUACUGCUCUUCGAGCUGCUGGCCUUUCUGGCUGUCUUCUCGCACGUACGCACCAUGGUAACAGACCCAGGUGCGGUGCCUCGGGGCACAGCCACGCGUGAGGCCGUGGAGCAACUGGGCCUGAGGGAGGGUCGGCUAGUUUACAAGUGUCCCAAGUGCAGCUGCCUCAAGCCCGAGCGGGCUCACCAUUGCAGCGUGUGCCAGCGGUGCAUCCGCAAGAUGGACCAUCAUUGCCCUUGGGUCAACAACUGCAUUGGCGAGAACAACCAGAAGUUCUUCGUCCUCUUCACUUUGUACAUAGCAGUGAUCUCCUGCCAUGCAUUUUUCCUGGCGGUCAACCAUUUUGUUGGGUGCAUCAACAGUGAGUGGAGCACCCGUGGGAUUCCUCAUGCUUCAACAGGAUGCUCAGCUGGCUCCCCAGCGGUCACGGUCAUCCUGCUCAUCUUGCUCAUCUUCGAGGCGCUGCUGUUUGCCAUUUUCACCCUGGUCAUGUUUGCGUCCCAGCUGCAAGCCAUUUGGAAUGAUGAGACGGGCAUAGAGCAGCUGAAGAAGGAAGUGGCCAGAUGGCAGAAACGCUCUCCAUGGCGGAGCAUGCGGGCUGUCUUUGGGCGCUUCUCUCUCUCCUGGUUCUCGCCCUUCACAUCUGCUGGAGAUGCACCUCUGCUUCCAGGUUACCUGUACGCUGUGUAGCACCAGUGCUGGAAGUGACGUGAAUGCAAACGUGGUGAACAUUGCACACCUCCUUAUGAACCCAGUGCUGCUAUUCAGGCUUAGGUCAUACCCAGUGUCUUGCAAGACAUGCAUCUAAGUCUUUUUGUGGAGGAAACUUGAUUCAGGACAACCAUCCAUUCCUUGUGAAAGCGCUUUAGUCCACUGAGGAACAAAAAUGUUGUGCGGGGAGAUACUGGGAGCCACACCAGGUGCCACUCAUAGGAAGCAUUAUUACAGUGGCACACCAUGAUGUGUUGGCUUGCCUUUUCACUUUGCCUGAGUGGUUGAAAUACUUGUGGUUAUGCGAAGGCUGAAGGAAGCUGGAAUACAAGUGUGCAUAUUAAGGUGAAUGAAAAGUGACAGAAAUCGUGUUUAUGUGCCCCCAACUAAUGUGGUACAUUAUUGGAGGUUUGCGUAUUUGUAAAUUAGUACAUGAACUGCUAGACUUGUAAACUGUGAAACAGUAACAUACUUGAUGUCAUUCGACGUUAGCCUUUUUACUGCAAGAUGUUUUAUCAUGUCAUCUGAUUGUCUGCUUCUUCCUUUAAGCCUGGGGUGGUAUUCGCAGAGAUCACUUUUGGGAAUACUGUCACUUUUAUGAGGUGUUGCGCUAGACGCGUUGGUGUCUAUGGGUGACAGUGUUCCUGGCACAAUCCCAAGUGUGCUGCCUUGGCACAGUGCCAAGAAUGCUGUUGUCUUUGUACGCUGGUGCAUCUGGUGCUAGUCACACGAAAUCUUAUGAAAGUGACCCCGUUAGGUUAGGUUAGGCUAGGUUACCACGCAAGUGAUCUCUGAGAAUACUGCCCCUGAACAGCUUAGAUUUUUAAGCAGUGGGUCUUAAAAUCAACUAAAGGCUGCAGUAGAAAUCCUUACGAGAUUUAAGAACAAAUUUUGUGGCAGUUUGAUAGUACUCAUGGUGUUGACUUAAGAUUACUUUUUUGAGAACUGCGCUGCUGCUGAACAGAAGAGCUUUUUUUCAUAUUCUUUGUGUCCCAUGUUUCAAAAGGUCAGAAUUAUUCAUGAAGCUCGUUCACAGAAGCCUGCUUUACGGAAAGCAGAAAUCAUGUUGCGUGAUCUGAAAUAUUCAUAGCGAUACAGUUGUGGUGUCAAAAUGAAGUGAAUAGAAGGAGCACACCUGCGUGGGGCUUGGGAACUUGGGUGUUUUAAACUUGUUCAUAGGCAACCAUUGAUAUCUGUUAGCUUGCUCGUUACCUUGUGCUGUGUUGAAUGUCUGUAUGAUAUUGUUUAUAUGGAAUAAUGCCACGAUAAAGCACUUUGCCAGUCUAAAGUAGUAGCAGCAUAAAAACGCACAAAGUGUCUUUGAAGGUCUGCUUUUUAACUUGACAAAAGUGCAAAUUAUUGAAAGCUAUUUUAUGUGAAUGUAAAGAAACACAUAUGACCAAGAAGAAUUCUUAAGGCUGUAGAACCUAGAUUUUGUAUACCUGUGCAUGUGUAAUGAUGCUCUGUGUUUGCGUAUUGACACAGUGUCAGAAUGCAUGAAAUCACAAAUGAAAUGGUGUACUUUGCAUGCCACUUGUACAGCAAAAUUGAUAGUUUGUCAUGGAUAUGACAUUAUCAGUUGUAUAAUGUGUGUAUGUGCUCUGCACCUUUACUGUGAAAAUUUUAUAGCAUCGUCGCACAAGAACACACUGUCGUACAUGUUGUUUGAAAAGUGCAUUAUUUAUUGCUCAAAAUCUGGUCACCACAUACAUAUGCAACACUAUCAGGGCACUAUACUCUUUUGGCUGUCAAGCUGAAUUUUUUUUUUUUUUUUGCUUGUGUAGGCAUCAGAAGACAUACCACCAUUCUGUUAUGGCAUUUGCACACACUUCUUCAAAGACCUGCCAAAUAUGCUUGUAAAUGCUUCCUUAAAAGCCAUUUAUAAAUUAGCUGAAGUUGUGUGGAACAUUUUUACGCGUUUGGAAAAAAAAAUGCAGCUAAGGUAGGGGUAAAUGUCUGAUCCAAACCCUAACCAUAGUGCUUUAUUGUAUUUGCAUGUUGCUAGCACAUCUAGCACCUGUUGUGAGUUAUAGUCAUUUUAAAUAUGUGAGACUGUGCUAGCUGCUGAAGACCAACAGAGCAGACAAACUUGAGAAUAGGCAUUUUUUUUUUUGCUUGCGGAGAAGUAUUUCCAUGUCACUGCUUGACAUUGCUUGUAUGGGCUUUUUGAUUCUUGUAGCCAUUCUUGCUCCUUUCACAUACUUUAGACUUGUGAUCCUGUGAUUGGUAUUGAAUGGGCACUCUUCUUCUUU